This is a messenger RNA of Xenopus laevis (African clawed frog), 3036 nucleotides long. RefSeq names its product KICSTOR subunit 2 L homeolog (gene kics2.L). NCBI's taxonomy places the organism in Eukaryota, Metazoa, Chordata, Amphibia, Anura, Pipidae. The record is from RefSeq and is marked provisional. Gene Ontology annotation, biological process: cellular response to glucose starvation; negative regulation of TORC1 signaling; cellular response to amino acid starvation. Gene Ontology annotation, cellular component: KICSTOR complex; lysosomal membrane.
GGUACCCCAGGAUCCAGGCGAUGCUCCGGCUGCCGCGGCGGGACUCUUGGAGGAGGAGGAAGAGGAGGACGCGGAGCUUUUACUGAUGACCAGCUCGGUCAUGAUCCCUCCGACUUCCGCACAAGUCACCACGGAGCAGAACGUGCUGCAGACUUUCUUCUCCCACCUCGGCAACUUCUCAUAUGACAAAGCCAAGGACCAUGUGGAGAAGGAGAAGGAAGGCAACAAGAGCGCCGGCGCCUCCUGGUCUUUAAUGUUGGCCGCCCUGGCUCAUUUGGCAGCUGCACAGAAAGCCUAUCAUAGCAUGAGCUUCCUGGGCCAGAAACAGGGUGGCCAAUUAUUUUUCAGCAGAAAGGAUUCCAUCAGAACUAACUAUACCUCACUGUACAAUGAACUGAAGAAGGUUGUGACCACGGGCAGGAACGCAGUUGGUGGUACUGCCCCUCAUUUAGAAGAACUACUCUCACAUCUUUCAGAACAGCUCUGCUACUUUGUUCAGGCUCACAUGGAAAUUGCAGACUUUUAUGAGAAAAUGUACACUUUAAGCAGUCAAAAGUUUAUUAACGCAGAAGAGCUGGUCAAAAUAUUGGAAGCCAUAUUAAAGAAGUAUAGCUCAAGGUUUCACCACCCUACAUUGUCUCCAUUAGAAAGUGGAUUUCAGCUUGAAGUGGAUGUUCUUGCUCAUCUUUUGAAAGCGCAGUUUUUAAUUUACGAGUGGAAAUUCCUUCCUGCCUUGGUAAACUUGCACAAUGCCCACACCAAACUACAGACGUGGGGUCAAAUAUUUGAGAAGCAAAAGGAAACUAAGAAGCAUCUAUUUGGAGGGCAGUCUCAAAAGGUUGCACAACCCCCACAUCUUUUUCUUUGGCUCAUGAAAUUUAAGAACUUACUCCUGGCAAAAUUCAGCUUUUACUUCCAUGAAGCUCUUAGCCGCCAGACGUCGGAGAUGAAGACUCUCACAGCUAAAACAAAUCCAGACUACUUUGGGAAAAUAUCCAGUUUCAUUAGAAAAUAUGAUGCAGUCAAUGUGUCUUUAAUCUAUGACACAAGGGGUUCUGAGAAUUUUCAGGGCCAUGGUUACCACCAUCCUGAUUCAUAUCGGGAAGCACCCAAAGGUAUGGACCAGUAUCCAGCAGUGGUGUCUCUGCCCAAUGAUCGACCUAUAAUGCACUGGCCCAAUGUUAUUAUGAUUAUGACUGACAAGAGUGCAGACCUUAACACUUUGGAAAAGGUUGUCCAUUUCUAUGAUGACAAAGUUCAAAGCACGUAUUUCUUAACUCGCCCUGAGCCCAAUUUUACCAUAGUGGUUAUUUUCGAAUCCAAGAAAUCAGAGAGAGACUCUCAUUUCACCUCGUUUCUCAAUGAGCUCUCGCAGUCCCUUAAAGGUUCCAGAGCAUUUGCAAGCUUGAAGCCAGGCUCUAAAGUGUAAAAAGCUUACUGUAAUACAAUCACAAAAAUAUAAUACCACCACCAGCAAAAGGGCUAUCUCUCUAGCAAGUCAUACAUUUAGCUGAAAGCAUACUAUUCCUAUACACAGUAUUGCAUCAUAAGAAAACUGUAGCAAUCCAGCUAUGCGUUUUCCCCUCAUUUAUAGUUUUUCAUUUAAUUUGACUUAUGCUGCCAUGGAUCUGCAACAGUUUUACUUUUUUAAUAUAUUGCGUUAUUUGUAUCUUGCUUACAACUUAUAUAAUCAGGCCAUAUAUGCACUGGUAUUUUUACUAAGCAUUGAUUUGAGUAGUAGGAGUGAAGGUGAGUUACAUCAUCAGAUGAUGGUUUAUAAACUGCAAGAAAGUCUAGGUAAUCUCUUAACUUUGGUGCAAUCCACAGUGUCUGAUAGAACAUCAUCCUUAUAUGUGUUCUCAAACUCAAGCUUUCUUCUUCUAAGCAGAUCACAUUCACAUUUGUAUGUGCAGGGUGUUAUUUGGCAAACAUCUGAGUAUUAAAUAUAUCAGAGCUGCUUUUCAGGGAAGAGUGGUCCUUUUAUUUUCACUAGUAUAUUCAUGUACAAUAGAACACAUGCCGUUGGCCAGAUACAAAUGUCCGCUUGGAAAAACUGGCAAGUUUUCCUUCUUGGUAAUAGUCACAUGCUGGCUGAAAAUUUUAAAUGCAAAGACUGAUUCACUUACUGCUAUUGGCUUUAAUGGAAUGAAUAUGUUUAUGCCACAGUCUAGUUCUCCCGUUAUAGUAAUAGCAUAAUAUCUUUACUUGGAACAUUUGUAUCUCCUCAUUUCCCUGUUCUGGUGGGACUGUAAUUGACUAAGUGAAAACAAUUUAGCUAAACAAUUUAGGUAGGCUGGGAAUUGCAGUGCAACGACAGCUGAAGGGCCACAGGUUGGAUGUCCCCUCUUUGUUUAUUUCACUUUCUUCCAUUUUUGAAACACUAGUAGCAUUUCUAUCCCCAUUCUUCAGAGCAGGCUUGUGUGUAUCAUAGGCCUUGCUGGUGAUAACAAAUGAAUGAUAGCCGUGACUGAUUUGUGUUACUUUCUUAUUUCUGUUGUUUAUUGGUUUCAUUAUUAGAUGUUACUUAAAGGGGCUGAGUCAAUACAUUACUUACAUUACACACACACACUACUGACCUUCCUGCAGUUUCAGUCUGACCCAGCUGGACCAAACUCUCAUCUGAGUAACUGAUCAGGAUUCUGCCCAUGAAUGUCCAGCAAGCCUCAGACAUGGAUCAGAAUAAACAGAGAGUCAUACCCUGUGCUUAAUUUAUUAUGUCUCCCCACCCCCAACCCUAUUCUUGAAACUCUCAAAGCAGUUCAUUUUAAUACUAAUGGGAAUUUUCAGAAGACCCUUACAAGUAUAUUUUUACAUGCUGGCCUUUCUAAUCAUUUUUUAAAAUAUAAUUCAGUAUUGUGUGUACUUUUAAACUGCAUUCAGCUUUUUCUUUUUAAUGUUCUGUGCUGUGUCUUAUGUCGAAAAUAAUAUUUGCAAUAUGUUUAAACUUAUUUUGGUAUAACGGGUAUAAAUUAUGUCUGCACUAAUGGAUGGGUGUUUAUUACAUGCUGCUGCAAUAAAGACGAUAAUACUGCAAUU